Messenger RNA from Cynoglossus semilaevis (tongue sole), 4142 nucleotides. RefSeq names its product COPI coat complex subunit alpha (gene copa). The transcript has 30 exons. Gene Ontology annotation, biological process: intracellular protein transport; intra-Golgi vesicle-mediated transport; retrograde vesicle-mediated transport, Golgi to endoplasmic reticulum. Gene Ontology annotation, molecular function: protein binding; structural molecule activity. Gene Ontology annotation, cellular component: COPI vesicle coat. The record is from RefSeq and is a predicted model, not a curated record. NCBI's taxonomy places the organism in Eukaryota, Metazoa, Chordata, Actinopteri, Pleuronectiformes, Cynoglossidae. Bases 162 to 3827 code for a protein of 1221 amino acids.
CGUGUCAGGAAGUGAGGAGAAUCAGCUCAGUGGGCGAAGGAGGGCAGGCCGUCUGUCUUCAUUUGCUAACAGACAAUUUCAUUUUGUUUUUACGCCUUGUGUGGAAUUAACACGGGAACAAAAUUCGUACUGGACCUUUAGUUAACAACCAUCCAGUUACAAUGUUAACUAAGUUUGAAACGAAGUCGGCCCGUGUAAAAGGUCUAAGUUUCCAUCCGAAAAGGCCAUGGGUUCUGGCAAGUUUACACAACGGAGUCAUCCAGCUGUGGGAUUACCGGAUGUGCACACUAAUUGACAAGUUUGAUGAACAUGACGGUCCGGUCAGAGGAAUUGAUUUUCACAAACAGCAGCCUCUGUUUGUGUCUGGAGGUGACGAUUACAAAAUUAAGGUGUGGAACUACAAGCUGAGGCGCUGCCUCUUCACUCUACUUGGACAUCUUGACUAUAUCCGGACCACCUUCUUUCACCAUGACUACCCAUGGAUUCUGAGUGCCUCGGAUGACCAGACCAUCCGCAUCUGGAACUGGCAGUCCAGGACUUGUGUCUGUGUUCUGACCGGCCAUAAUCACUACGUGAUGUGUGCCCAGUUCCAUCCAGCUGAGGACCUGGUGGUGUCCGCUAGUCUGGACCAGACUGUGCGAGUGUGGGAUAUUUCUGGUCUGAGGAAGAAGAAUCUGUCUCCUGGUGCUGUGGAGACAGAGGUGCGGGGCAUCAGUGGCGUCGACUUAUUUGGUGCCUCAGAUGCCAUCGUCAAGCACGUUCUUGAGGGUCACGACAGGGGGGUCAACUGGGCAGCCUUCCAUCCCAGCAUGCCUCUGAUCGUGUCUGGAGCUGAUGAUAGGCAGGUGAAGAUCUGGAGAAUGAAUGAAUCCAAGGCCUGGGAGUUGGACACGUGCCGCGGUCACUACAACAAUGUGUCCUGCGCCGUCUUCCACCCACGUCAAGAGCUCAUUCUCUCCAACUCUGAGGACAAAAGCAUCAGGGUGUGGGACAUGUCCAAGAGAACCGGAGUGCAGACCUUCCGCAGGGACCACGAUCGCUUCUGGGUGCUGGGGGCUCACCCCAACCUCAACUUGUUUGCUGCAGGCCAUGACAGUGGUAUGAUUGUUUUCAAACUGGAGCGUGAGCGUCCUGCGUACGCUGUGCACGGAAACAUGCUCUACUACGUCAAAGACCGUUUCCUCCGUCAGCUGGAUUUCAACAGCAGCAAAGACACAGCCGUCAUGCAGCUCCGCAGUGGGUCCAAGUUCCCAGUGUUCAGCAUGUCGUACAACCCUGCAGAGAACGCUGUCCUGCUCUGCAAUAGGGCGACAAACUUGGAAAACAGCACCUACGACCUGUACUCUAUCCCCAAAGAGAGUGACUCUCAGAACCCUGAUGCUCCAGAAGGGAAGAGGUCCUCUGGUCUGACUGCAGUCUGGGUGGCUCGCAACAGGUUUGCUGUACUGGAUCGGAUGCAUUCUCUGUUGAUCAAGAACCUGAAGAAUGAAAUAGUGAAGAAAGUCCAGGUGCCGAACUGUGAGGAAAUCUUCUACGCAGGAACAGGCUCACUGUUGCUGCGGGAUGCCGACAGCGUCACGCUGUUCGACGUGCAGCAGAAACGCUCUCUGGCCACCGUCAAAAUCGCCAAGGUCAAGUACGUGGUGUGGAGUGCCGACACUAGCCACGUGGCUCUGCUGGCUAAACACGCCAUCAUGAUCUGUAACCGUAAGUGGGAGAGUCUCUGUAACAUUCAUGAGAACAUCAGAGUGAAGAGUGGAGCCUGGGAUGAGAGUGGAGUCUUCAUCUACACCACCUCCAACCACAUCAAAUAUGCCCUCACCUCUGGUGAUCAUGGCAUCAUCCGAACCCUGGAUCUGCCCAUCUAUGUGACCCGUGUGAGGGGAAACAGUGUUUACUGUCUGGACAGAGAGUGUAGGCCACGUGUUCUCACCAUCGACCCAACAGAGUACCGCUUCAAACUGGCCCUGGUCAACCGCAAAUAUGAUGAGGUUCUCCACAUGGUGCGUAAUGCCAAACUGGUGGGUCAGUCCAUAAUUGCCUACCUGCAGAAGAAGGGAUACCCUGAGGUGGCGCUGCACUUUGUCAAAGAUGAGAAGACACGUUUUAGUUUGGCCCUGGAGUGUGGCAACAUCGAGGUGGCGCUGGAGGCAGCCAAAGCUCUGGAUGAGCGCAGCUGCUGGGAGAGACUGGGUGAGGCGGCACUGCUGCAGGGUCACCACCAGGUGGUGGAAAUGUGCUAUCAAAGGACUAAGAACUUCGACAAACUCACCUUCCUGUAUCUCAUUACUGGCAACUUGGCCAAGCUGCGCAAGAUGAUGAAGAUCGCUGAGAUCAGAAAGGACAUGAGCGGUCACUACCAGGCCGCACUUUACCUGGGAGAUGUCAGCGAGAGAGUCCGCAUCUUGAAGAACUGUGGACAGAAGUCUCUGGCCUAUUUGACGGCUGCAACUCAUGGGUUGGAUGAAGAAGCUGAGGCACUGAAGGAGAGCUUUGACCCUGAAAAGGAGACGAUUCCUGAGGUGGAUCCAAAUGCACAGCUGCUGCAGCCUCCUCCACCCAUCAACCCUCUGGACACCAACUGGCCUCUGCUCACUGUAUCGAAAGGCUUCUUUGAAGGAGCCAUCUCAGCUAAAGGUAAAGCCGGUCAGAUGGCUGCCGAUCUGGACAUGGACGCCCCUGGUGGUGAGGGCUGGGGAGAUGAUGCCGAACUGCAGCUGGAUGAGGAUGGUUUCAUGGAUGCCCAAGAUGGAUUUGGGGAAGAAGGUAUCGCGAAGGAGGAGGGAGGAGGCUGGGAAGUGGAGGAGGACCUGGACCUUCCUCCAGAGCUGGACAUGCCGGCUGCAGGUGGAGGAACAGAGGACGGCUUCUUUGUCCCACCAACCAAGGGCAUGAGUCCAACCCAGAUGUGGUGCAACAACUCCCAGCUGCCUGCUGACCACAUGCUGGCUGGCUCCUUCGAAACUGCUAUGAGACUGCUGCACGACCAGGUAGGCGUGGUGAACUUUGGGCCGUACAAGUCGCUCUUCAUGCAGACGCUGUCCAGAGGCCGUACCUGUUACCUCGGGCUGCCGUCACUGCCCUGCUUGCGCAGUCAGCCCCAGAGGAACUGGAAGGACUGUGGUGCCAAACAGGGCCUGCCUGCUGUGGGCCUGCGUCUCUCUGAUCUCAUCUCCCGACUACAGCAGUGCUACCAGCUGACCACCGCGGGGCGUUUUGAGGACGCUGUGGAGCGUUUCAGAGCCAUCCUGCUGUCUGUGCCUCUGCUGGUGGUUGAUAACAAGCAGGAGAUUGCAGAGGCUCAGCAGCUGAUCACGAUUUGCAGAGAGUAUAUUGUAGGACUGACCAUGGAGAGCGAGAGGAAGAAGCUUCCAAAGGACACACUGGAGCACCAGAAGAGGCUGUGUGAGAUGGCUGCGUAUUUCACUCACUGCAACCUCCAGCCUGUCCACAUGGUGCUGGUGCUGCGCACAGCUCUGAACCUUUUCUUCAAACUGCGUAACUUCAAGACGGCUGCUGGGUUUGCAAGACGUCUGCUGGAGCUGGGACCUAAGCCCGAUGUUGCUCAGCAGACCCGCAAAAUCCUGGCUGCUUGUGAGAAGACACUGACAGAUGCCCACCAGCUGAACUACGACCCCCACAACCCCUUUGACCUGUGCGCAGCCUCUUAUGUCCCCCUGUACCGUGGACGCCCAGUUGAAAAGUGCCCUCUCUCCGGGGCCUGCUACUGUCCCACAUACAAAGGCCAGAUCUGCAGGGUCACACAGGUGACAGAGAUCGGCAAAGAUGUGAUUGGUCUGCGUGUGAGUCCACUUCAGUUCCGUUAGAGCCGACUCCAAUAAAAAGAAAAAGCAAAGAAAAACACAUCCACAAGUGUUACACCUUAAAAAUAAUACAGAUUUUGCGAUGAGAAAUUAAACUAGAAAUAUAUGUUUCUUCACAAUGAUGUGAAAUAAUUUUAUCCAAUCACUGCAUCAUUCUUUACUGCAAAUGACCUUGUCUUGCUGAUGCUGAUGAUCAUCAUCCUCUCUGUGCUUCUGUUUUAUUAUUCGACUUCUCUUUUUCUGACCUGUGUAACAUGAAAAAGUCAAAAGUACGAUAUUCUAUGUAUGUGGGGAAAACAAAUAAAAAAAGAAAAUCGG